GCCCGGGGCGGGCUGGGCGGCGCGGGGCCAGAGCCGGGCUGGCGGGCCGGGGCGCAGGGCGCUGCGGCUGCAGGCGGGUUUGUGCCCCAGCAGGCAGGGAUGCUGCCCGCAGGGGAUGGAGACUGCACCGCCUGGCUGGGCAGAGGAGGAGGAGAGCAUGGGAAGGAAGGAAAUGGUCUCUUAUCCAAGCAGCGCAAGGCUAAGUCAGCGGCUCUUUGUCUGAGCUGUGCCUUGUCCAGUUUCCUCCUGUGCAGCCGUCAUCCCAACGUGCCUGCCUGCCUUGGGGAAGCGACACGCGAGCCCUUCCAUCUGGGCACAGUCAACACAUGACAGUGGGAGUUUGGUCAGUAUUUACCUGGCUCAUUCAAGCUAUCUUUGUUUUAACCAUUGGAUAGAAGAAAAAUAUGAUGCCAAACCGAGGUAACUUCUCCUCUUUCCAGAGCAUUCAAACAGAUCCCAGUAAGAUUAUGGCAGAAUAUAGCCUCAUACAAAACCAGAUGGAAUUACAAAAUGCUAGUUUAGGGAAAAGUUCUGUGGCAAAUUCCCUUGAAAACGAUCUCCAAGAUAUUAUGGAUAACCUCAGCUCAAAGAAAUAUUCAUCAAGCCUUAAAUUUAAAACAAAUGGGGAUUACGUUGGUUCCUAUUUAACCCUGUCACAACCUGUGUCAACUAAAUCCAGUCCUUCAUCCAGUGUAAAAAAUAUGCAUUCUGCUACCAGAAUUCCGGGAGGUAAGCUGUUCUCUUGUGACAGCCCUUACUUUUCAGAAAAAAGUGUCUCUGUAAAGCCCAUGAGUUCCAUUUCAAGUACUUCUCCAUCCCUCAGUGGGUACAAUCUAGGAAGGAGCGACUUUGACAUUCAUGUCAACAGAGAAAACGAGAAAUCCUUUGGACAUGUGGAUCAAUUUCACUAUUCCAAGUAUAGUCAAAAAAAUAAAUCGUAUGACAAUGUCUACUUCCCAGGAACACUGGACGGGAAGAAAAACUCAGGCUCUCUUCUUACAAUGUGGAAUGGAAGCUCAGGGAGUGAAAUGAUGCUUUCACCUGUUAGCACUUCAGGAGCAGCGAGCAUGCCUUCCAGCCCAAAGCAGAGCAGGAGGAUGAAUAUUCAAGAUAGUCUAAAUCUUCAUCCAAGACCAGUGAAACACAAGGAGGUGAUGACUGAAGCUUUGGGUUCAAGAGCUAGGAAAUAUUCUGGUGGGUCUCUUAGUCAUAUGGGAGUUUAUAGUCGUUCUCUGCCUAGACUGUACAAAUCGACAGAAAGCCAGCUGAUGCCAUUAAGUUUGCCACCAAGAAACUCUCUUGGUAACUCCAAGAGGAAAAAGCAUGGAGAAAAAGAUCUACCUCAAAGUGCACUAGAUGCUGAUAAUUACCUUAAUUUUUCUUCUUGCAGCUCAGAGGUUUCACCGUUUAUAAAUUCUGCAUCUGAUAAUAAUUCCUAUGUUAGCUCAGCUCUUUGUGUUCCUUCAAGCCCUAGGCUAGCUAAAAAAAUGCUUUUAGCAUCUUCUUCUUCAUAUGUUUCUGAUGAUUUUGAUAGACUUGGACUCUCAGGGACAAGCCCCAGUAACUCAUUCUCCCCUGUGGAUAUUGACAGAUCAUUCUCUGUCAGAAGAAACCUUUCCACUAGUUCCAUGGAGUUUGAUGAAACGGAGUUGGAAAGCUUCCGACAAACACCAACUUCUUUGCCCCCUUCCAUUCGAGAGAGAAAGAACAGUAUUAGUUCAGUGACUGGAAGAGAAGACCUAAUGGACUAUCACCGGAGACAGAGGGAAGAGAGGCUUCGAGAACAGGAGAUGGAACGACUGGAGCGACAACGACUGGAGACUAUCCUCAGUUUGUGUGCAGAAUACUCCAAACCUGAUAGUGACCCUGCUGCUGCCGCCACUGUUGCUGAUGUUCAGAAAAUUAACAAAGAACUUGAAAAACUUCAACUGUCAGAUGAAGAUUCAGUAUUUGAAGAUUCUCAAAUUAAUCCAGAAACGAGAUUUAGAAACCACUUGAAAUUGUCAACAAGCGAUUCUGAUUUCUCAGAGUUGAGUAAUGUCAGUCGAAGUGCUUGCUCCUUCCUCUCCUCUAGAGGCAUUAGAGCUGAUGAACAUAUUGGUGAAAAUAUGAAAACUCCACCUUUAGUUUCUUCUGCUUUCCUGAAGGAUUCCAAUGAAUCUUCUUACCUAAGCAUCACACCAAAGACAUCAGAACGCACAAGCAGUGAACAAAGAGGGCACGAACUUGGUCAGCUGGAGGAGGAGCGCAUAGCAGUAUUAAAUAAUUUGGAGGAACUUGAACAGAAGAUCAAAGAUUUAAAUGACCAGAUGGAUGAAUCUUCAAGAGAGCUGGAUAUGGAAUGUGCCCUUUUGGAUGGGGAACAGAAAUCUGAAACAACAGAACUUCUGAAAGAGAAGGAAAUAUUGGAUCAUCUAAACAGGAAGAUAGCUGAGCUGGAAAGAAAUGUUAUUGGCGAAAAGACAAAGGAAAAAAUAAAGCUUGAGGCUGAGAGGGAAAAACUAGAGAGGCUUCAGGAGCUUUACUCCGAGCAGAAGACCCAACUUGAUAAUUGCCCUGAGUCCAUGAGGGAGCAAUUACAGCAACAGCUCAAGAGGGAUGCUGAUCUGCUGGACAUAGAAAGCAAACACUUUGAAGACCUGGAGUUUCAGCAGCUUGAGCAUGAGAGUAGGUUAGAUGAGGAGAAGGAGAAUCUGACACAGCAGCUGCUGCGUGAAGUAGCUGAGUAUCAGCGCAGCAUUGUCAGUAGAAAGGAGAAGAUUUCUGCUCUCAAGAAGCAAGCUAAUCAUAUUGUCCAGCAAGCUCAGAGAGAACAGGAUCAUUUUGUAAAAGAAAAGAAUAAUUUAAUAAUGAUGCUGCAAAGGGAAAAAGAGAAUCUUUGUAAUCUGGAAAAGAAGUAUUCUGGACUUUCUGGAGGAAGAGGAUUUCCUGUCAGUCCAAGUAGUCUGAAAGAGGGUUAUAUCAGUGUAAGUGAAAUUAGUGAGCUGUAUGGCAAUUCCACGAAUAUACCCCCUUCCACUCAGCCCCCCACAGAUGCUGACGCUGUUGCUACCGAGCCUUCCACGGCUGUGCUGGUGAGCCAGCCACAAAAUAAAGAGCACUUUAGAAAUCUGGAAGAAAGAAAGAAACAGCACAAGGAAGGCAUGUAUAUGAGUGAUACUUUACCUCGCAAGAAAACUACUCCCUCUGUAUCACCGCACUUCAAUAGUUCUACUCUUGGACGAAGUGUAAAUCCCAAAGGUCAUUUACCUCUAGGACAGAGCAACAGCUGUGGCAGUGUACUUCCUCACUGUCUGGCAACCAUGACCAAAGAGUCAGAACCAAGAAGAAUGCAUAAAGGAGCAAUUAGUCAUUCCAAAGGUUCAAGUAUUAAAGGGUAUAAUCAUCAACAUAUAUGUGAAGAACAAAGACAGAAGUCUCCUGAAUUCUACAGCAGAACUGCAUCUGAAUCUAAUGUGUAUUUAAAUAGCUUUCAUUACCCUGAUCACAGUUACAAAGAUCAUGCUUUUGAUACAUUAAGCUUAGAUAGUUCUGACAGUAUGGAGACCAGCAUAUCUGCAUGUUCACCUGAUAAUAUUUCCAGUGCCAGCACUUCAAAUGUUGCAAGAAUAGAAGAGAUGGAGAGACUUUUGAAACAAGCUCAUGCUGAAAAAAACCGACUGCUGGAAUCCAGGGAAAGGGAAAUGGAAGCUAAAAAAAGAGCACUGGAAGAGGAAAAACGUCGCAGAGAACAACUAGAGAAAAGAUUAGAAGAAGAAACUAGUCAGAGACAAAAAUUAAUUGAAAAAGAAGUCAAAAUACGUGAGAAACAAAGAGCACAGGCCCGUCCCUUAACUCGCUAUUUGCCAAUUAGAAAAGAAGACUUUGAUCUACGAAGUCACAUUGAAACAGCUGGACACAACAUUGAAACCUGUUACCACAUCUCACUGACUGAGAAGACAUGCCGAGGCUUUUUGAUUAAGAUGGGAGGAAAAAUUAAAACAUGGAAAAAACGAUGGUUUGUUUUUGACAGAAACAAGAGAACAUUUUCAUAUUAUUCAGACAAACAUGAAACUAAAUUAAAAGGAGUAAUAUAUUUCCAAGCCAUUGAAGAAGUCUAUUAUGAUCACUUAAAGAAUGCUUAUAAGAGUCCUAAUCCAUUACUCACUUUCAGUGUUAAGACACAUGACCGGAUAUAUUACAUGGUUGCCCCAACACCAGAAGCCAUGAGGAUAUGGAUGGAUGUAAUAGUUACAGGAGCAGAAGGCUACACACAUUUUAUGUUAUAAAAUCAAGUAACAGCUCAUUCAUGGGACAUACUGCAAUCAUCUUAUGCAUUUAACCAUAUGCAAUCAAGUUUUGGUAUUUUUCACAAGUAUCCUCCCUAUGAUGUGCAUGCAAGCUCUGAAAAUGAAAGGGUUUAUGAACGCAUUGAAAAGGGGGACUGGUUGCUUACUUUAGUUGCUAAUUAUGGUAACAAAAGAACUGAAGUUGUAGAAGGAUCAUUGUGCACCCACAUGGAUAACCAAGUUGACUUAAACAUAGUGUUUUGAUUGAAUGGUUAUUUCUUACAAAUUCUCCUACACAGAAAGUGUGCUUAUAAACUCAUACUAAACAGUUUACAAAAUGGUUUGUGUGUGCUCAUUGAUAUGCAGAUGUUUUAGUAAUGGAACAGAAAGGUAUAAUAGCAUAUAUUUUAAUAUGCAGUAAUUGACAUUUAUAAGUGAUUAGCUGACUUUUUAAAUUUCUUUCACUUAAGUAUUUUUUUAAUAAAAAAGUAGCCCGACAGUACAUGCAGUUCUUACCUUAGUAGUUAAGUGUAUUACUACCAAGCCAAAGAUUUACAUGAUUCCUCUUCAGGAAUGAUUUCAAAUUAUUAGCUGCGCUUUAGCUUUCUGUAGUGGAACAAUGCCAUUUUCCCCUAAAUUUUAAUAUAAUUCUAUUGCUACAGUAUUCUUAAAUUACCAGUGGCACAAACUGUAUGUAUAAAGCCACUUCAGCUCAGGAACAAAAAGCAGCAGUGUAACUUUUAUAGAACAAGGUAAAAUUGAGCUGAAACAAGAAUAUCAGCUAAACUAGAGGCAUUCUGAGCUCCACAUGCUGAAUACACUAUGUUGAUUCUUUGUCUGGAUCUUUAAGCAAUUUUGGUCUCAUACAACUAAGUCUUGCUAUCAAUAUGAUUCUAAUCCAAUGGUUCUCAACCUCCGUUAGACUCAAGGCACCACUCAGAAAAUGCCAGCUCUUACCUUUCACUAAUUUUUUUGACUAUGGAAAAAUGACAAGCUCAAAGAACUCGGAUCACAACAGGUCAUCAUGUUUUUGGCACUAUGGAUUCCUGUGUGAAAACUCUGAGUUUAUCUUGUAAAACAUAUGUAGGUGUUUGCACACCCAACAGUACUAAUACUGUGCAGCACCCCCUAAAAGUAUCUUAGAGCAUCCCAUGGUGCUACAACACCCUGCUUGAAAAUCACUAAUCUUAAAUGGCUUUUCUGGAUGCCUAUACACAUGCUUAGGAGUGGGAAGUAGGGUUUUAAUUAAAGUGGUUUCCGGAGAGCUGCUCUAACUAAAACGCCUCACUGUCGCAUGUAUUAACCCCCUGUACUUUUAAAAAUGGCUGUGGAACACUUUAUCUCAACCUCAUUUGACAAGGUUUAAAUAAAGCACCCCUACAGCCAUUGUAAAACACAAAGGAGUUUAUACACUUGACAGUGAGGCUAUGCUGGAGCAUUCUAAUUAGAAUGUGGAACAGACUCGAUUAAUCAAGUCUGCUCUGAUGCAUUCUAAUUAGAAUUUAAACCAGUACAUGUAUAGGCAGCAGCUUCUGUGCCUAAAUCUAAGACAGUUGAACAUGAUGUGGUGACCUCAGUGAUACCAGUGGCUGAUUCUACUGAAGUCACUGCCUGAACUCUUAUUGACUUAAGUGAGGCAAGUAUUUUAAGGAGCAAAUUUUUCAAGGUAGGCGUUGGCUUAGAAUUUGGUUAUGUUAUACAGUAGGUUAGAGCUGAAAGGGGUCAAACCCUAAGUGUGUGCUAAGCAGUAAUAUAAACACAAAACUUAACUAUGAAAAGUGACAACCCCCCCACUUUUUUUUUAAACAAAAGAGGAUAAAAGGAUCUGUAUGUUAAACUGGAUACGUUCCUUGCAAAUAUUCUUCUAUUUUAAAUCUUUUUCUCACCCUUGAUAAUUGUUGUGUAACAAUAAAAUAUUAAUGAAUGGAACCUAAACUUAAAGGAAAUCUUUUAUAUAAUUUUAUGAAGUUUUUAGUAUUCUGGAUUUUUGUGUGCCAUAAUGAACAUGUAAUUGAAGCAGACAAAAUAAUGACCUACCUCCCUCCAAAAAAGAUAAUGGCAUUUGAUUAAGCAAAUUGAAAGCUGAAAGCAGAAAUAAAUAUGCUUACUCAAUAUAUUGAACGAUUUAAAUUUCAGUAUCUGGCAUGUACAGGUAUGAAAUAGUUUUUUGUGGUAUACACAGGUCACACAGUUCUAGAAGUAUAUUAUUAGAUGUGACAUGCACCAGAUUUGACAUGAAUCCUGAAAGAUUGAAUUUAUCACAAAGGAUAAUGUUUCUCUUCUGUGCAGAUCACAACUACAAGAAUCUUGUAAUCUAAUGAGAUUAAAACAUAAAAACAAAAUCAGAAAUGAAUUACUUUGGUUUCUGUAAUUAUAUAUUUUUUUCUGAUGUACCUUGAUUUUACUUCUAAGUAUGGUUACACAAGUUUUCUAAUUGAGAUUUUUGUAUCCUGCAUGAUGCAAUGAAGAUGGUAAAAUAAAUGUUUUUAAAAAGA
Messenger RNA from Alligator mississippiensis (American alligator), 6763 nucleotides. It is a transcript of the gene PHLDB2, whose product is annotated as pleckstrin homology like domain family B member 2. NCBI's taxonomy places the organism in Eukaryota, Metazoa, Chordata, Crocodylia, Alligatoridae. The record is from RefSeq and is a predicted model, not a curated record. Gene Ontology annotation, cellular component: basal cortex. The coding region runs from base 405 to 4268 and encodes 1287 amino acids. Gene Ontology annotation, biological process: regulation of microtubule cytoskeleton organization. The transcript has 21 exons.